AUGGAUCUCAUUGAUCGAUCUUUGUUCAAGUUUUCGGAAGAUAAGCUCAAACAUACCCUCGAGAAUAUAUAUGAUCUCGCUGCUUUGAAUGGAAUUUUAAAACUAACUCCGGAUGGUCGUAUUGUUAUUCUCCAGCACACAUUUCUACCUUCUCCGUUUCCUAAAGCUGAAUUUGAAGAGGCCGUUAAUAUCCAACAGUCAUUUAAUAGCCUUUUCCUGAAAGUCGCUUCCGAUUAUGAUUUUCUAGAGUCGGUUUUUAAACCUGUUCUUUCUCAGGAUGACUAUGUUCGAAAUUUAUGGGAAAUAUACAAAACUGACCAGUUGUUUGGGCCCGUUCAAUCGCUAAGGCUGUCUUUAAAUCGUUCAGACUAUAUGCUUCAUGCUGCUCUUCCUGGUUCUCCUUUAAAACAGGUGGAGAUGAAUUUCAUUGCAGCGAGUUUUGGUGGUGUAAUGGAACGUCUGGUCAAAGCUCAUCAAUUUCGACUCCAUCAGUUAUUGGGCUGCGACGCUCCUCAGGUGCGGCUACCUGAAUGUCCAUCAGCCACAAAAUUCGGGCUAGCUCUAGCUCAUACUGUUGGCGAAUACUCACGAAAAUGUCAGCACAUUCCCCAGUCUACCUUGAUUCCUUUACCGCCCGAAAUCCCCGCCAUAUUAGUCGUGAUUUCCGAUUGUGAGACAAAUAUUUUUGAUCAGCGCAGCAUCGAGGAGGCUGUUCUACGCGCCAACCCCUCUAUUCCCAUUCUGAGACGCACUUUUGCUGAGCUUGAAUUGAUCAAAGGUAGAGUUGUCGUAGAAUCUGAGACCCGUCGGCUCUUUGUUGAUGGACAUGAAAUUGGAGUUAUUUACUACCGCACUGGUUACGCUCCGGAUCACUUUAAUGAGGAGGCUUGGAGAACGAAACUACUACUUGAGAGAAGUCUGGCAGUUAAGUGUCCCUCAGUAGACUACCUUUUGGCCAACAUGAAGUUAGUUCAGACAGCGCUGGCGUCGGGUCCAGCUGUGCUGUCUCGCUUUGGAAAUGAAGCUGAGGUGGAGAGGUUGGCUAGAACCUUCGCCAAACAGACAGUACUCUCCACCGAUUUUCAUUUUGCCGACGCUGCUGUUAUCGAUCAUAUGGUGACUGAAUGCAGGAAAGAUCCCAACAAAUUUGUUCUGAAGCCUCAAAGAGAAGGGGGUAGUAAUAAUAUCUUCGGAGACGAUAUCAUACACAAACUGGAUGAAAUAAUGGGCAAACCCGAAGCCAACGCAUACAUUCUUAUGGAGAAAUUCGAACCCCUCAUGGUCGAAAAUUGCGUUGUUGGAGCCGAUCACGCACCACCAAUCCCGAGAAAAAUGGUCUCAGAAUUGGGUAUCUACGGGAUUCUGCUCAGCGACAACAAAGUUGAAAUAAUGAACGAUCAUGCUGGCCACCUUCUGCGAACAAAGUUUGUCGGAGUAGAUGAAGGCGGAGUUGUCACUGGAUAUGCGAGCCUCGACACUCCACUGCUUGUUUGA
Rodentolepis nana is the source of this 1494-nucleotide messenger RNA. NCBI's taxonomy places the organism in Eukaryota, Metazoa, Platyhelminthes, Cestoda, Cyclophyllidea, Hymenolepididae. The record is from the annotation of a GenBank genome assembly.